CUUUAAUUAAUUAGUCAAUUAAGCAGCAGGACGACCAUGCUGGCGUUCAGAUUUCGCACUAUCUGCAGUGCCCCAACAACAGCCACAAGGAAAAGUGAAGACGCCACCAUGCCUGAGGCGAGCUCCCUCCACCUGACCCUGUACUCCCGCAGCCUCUGCUGCCAUGUCCGCUCCGCCAGCACCAGCAUCGUCCUCUACUACCUGGGCUCCUCGCUGCUGGUUCUGGCCCUCAUGGUGACCAGCCUCAUCACAGGGAGGAACUUCUGUGGUCUCGUCGCCUCUGAGCAGCUCUCUCGGGGACAGCAGAUCUUUGACGUCACCUCCAACAUGCUCCUGCUGGUCAUGAUGACCUUCUCCAGCAUCUUUGCCUUGGUUGGCCUGUGCAAAGGGAGUCCCCAUCACAUGGUCCCCCUGAUCGUCCUCCUCUUCCUGGACUUGGGUCUCACUGUGAUGUCCACGUUCAGUAGCUCCUGGGGGCUUCCAGGGACCCCCAGCUAUGAAGAAAGUGAGAAGACCUACCUGACCACCCAGAGGGAGCUGGACCCCAGGAUCGUGGCUCAUUUCAGCCUGGCCUUCGGCGUCCUGUUUGUUCUCUACCUGCUGAUGAAGGUCUUCAUGGUGAACACGCUUCUGCGCUGCUACUUCGUCAUGAAGGCCGAAGCUCAGGAGAGACCCGUGUGCGAGAAGAGCGUCCUGGUGGACCUGCCCUCUUAUGAAGAGGCCCUGAAGUUGCCCUCCAAGGACCCGGCUCUGGCUAUCCUGGGGCCCUAGGGGCCUGCACCCUCCCACGCCAGCCGCUGUACACCUGCACCCGGCCGCAGCCCCCGAGUGACUGCGCCCACCACAGCUGCCACCGCUGCUUUCUCUUGCAGCUUUCUCCCUUCGCAGAGCGCAGAUGGUGCAGAUGCUGGCUUUAGUGUUGGCUUUAAAAAAAUUUGAUUAUAGAGGCACCAUUUGUUUUUGUUUUUUUAAGUAAGGGGAGAAGCUUUUUGUAUGUUGCUUUGUGCUCUAUUUUUUAAGCAGAAAGCACACAUAUAUAUUGUUGUAUCAUUUUUGCAAACCUUAAACUGCAGUUUGAAUUGAAGCUAAAGGAUGCAAAAAAAAGGGAGGGAGAGAGAGAGAAAGAGGGACAGGAAGGACAGAUAUGGGGAGAGAGAGAGAAAGCGAGCUGCUGAGUGAGUGUACUGCCUGCAUUCUGCUGCACUUAAAGGCCUGAAUUCCCGUAAUAAACAUCAUGAAAGUGU
Molecule: messenger RNA, 1244 nt
Organism: Paramormyrops kingsleyae
Lineage: Eukaryota; Metazoa; Chordata; Actinopteri; Osteoglossiformes; Mormyridae
Source: RefSeq, a predicted model, not a curated record